This is a messenger RNA of Lycium barbarum (goji berry), 1269 nucleotides long. RefSeq names its product heavy metal-associated isoprenylated plant protein 39-like. Lineage: Eukaryota; Viridiplantae; Streptophyta; Magnoliopsida; Solanales; Solanaceae. The transcript is spliced from 3 exons. Bases 352 to 1038 code for a protein of 228 amino acids. The record is from RefSeq and is a predicted model, not a curated record. Gene Ontology annotation, molecular function: metal ion binding.
GUUUAGGUAUGAAAGCAAAUGGGAAGGUGAGGUGUGACAAUCAAAUCCAGCACAUGCAAACAAGAGCAUACAGUCAGCAACCAACAACUAGCUAGCAGACAAUCAACCAAAUGAUGAUAUCCUGAAUUUCAACAAAUUCACUCUAUUUUUCUUCCUAACUUCACAUUACACUUAUCUCUUUUCUAAGUCAUUUCCUUCUUUGGCUUUUUGCUUCUUCUCUCUUUCCUUCUCAGCUUCCUCUCUUCUUCAGGUUUUGUUAUAUAUAUCACUAAGAACUCUUUCUCUUCUUCUUCUUCUUCUGUGACUUCAAGAUCUCUCAUAUCUGGGCUUACACUAAUUUAAGUCUUAGCCAUGGGUGCUGGUGGUGAUCACAAAGAGAAGACCACUAUAAUGGUGCUCAAAGUUGAUCUUCAGUGCCCUUGCUGCUACAAGAAGACCAAGAAAAUUCUCUGCAAAAUCCCUCAAGUUAGAAACCAGUUGUAUGAUGAAAAGGCAAAUACUAUCACUAUUACUGUAGUGUGCUGCAGUCCUGAAAGGAUUCGUGACAAAUUGUGUUGUAAAGGAGGAAAAACGAUCAAGAGCAUUGAGAUCAAAGAGCCCACGAAGCCGAAGGAGCCCGACAAACCCAAAGGGACCAAAAAGCCCAAGGAUGCUGAAAAGCCGAAAGGGACCGAGAAACCCAAGGUUGUCACCUUUGAAAAGCCCAAGGACAAAGCAAAAAAUGCCGAAAAGCCCAAGGACGGUCCUACAGCUGCAAUGGUGGCAACACCGUGGAUGUCAGAGCCAAUGAUGAUGAUGCCGCCAGUCCAAGGAUACCCUCAGGCAGCACAUGGAUGUGGUUGCGGGCAAUGUUACCAUACGGGGGGGCCGUGUUAUCAGUAUUAUGGAGCGCCAGCACCGCCACAGCCCGCCCCAUAUUAUGGUAACUACUCAUAUGGUUAUGGGCCUGGGCCUGGCCCAUCUAGCUAUGGAAAGGGCUGUUAUGUGAACAAUGAUUACUUUAAUGAUGAGAAUGCUCAAGGAUGUACAAUUAUGUAAAUGUGGCCCAAUUAGUGUGGGUCACUGAAUAGGGCCUUCUUUGUGCUUUUGCAAAAUGUCCAGAACAAAGUUUUGGGCUCUACGUGGAUGUCUUUUCUCUGUAUUACUAUUGUAUUUAUUAAUUUCAAAUACGAUGUACGAGGUAUAGUUUUAUUUUAAAGAAAAAAAGUGCAGACAGAGAAUAAUACGUAGGUGACCAGAUGGCUGGUGAACUGUCUUGUUUUAUAGUAA